AUGAAGAGGGCGACCCGGGUCGGACUGACGGGUCUGCAGAACCCUGGACUGGAACUGGAGAUGACAGGAAACACCAGCACAGACCAGGUCAGUCUGAGAUCAAACCAGAACCAGAACCAGAAGCACAGAGCAGGGCCCUCCUCCUCCUCAUCAGGGCCCUCUACCUCCUCAGGGCCCUCCUCCUCCUCCUUGGGGGCCCAGGUCCCAGGUGACUUCAGCAGUGAAGGCUGCAGCUCGGUGGAAGCAGAGAAGAAGAAAAUUGACGGGUACAACGGUCUGGCUGAGGAUGAGGAGGAUGAAGAGCAGAGAGAUGAAACAGACAACAGCAAUAAAAAUGUUGAGCUGAGUAAAAAGCUGCUGGAUCACUUCAGACGUCUGGCUGCUAGCAACCAGGACAGCGACCAGGUGGACUUCCAGUUUGUGGACCAGCUGAUCUCAGACGGAGCCGAUCCGAACAGCUCAGACCGCUACGGACAGACGGUUCUGCACGAGAUCUCCAGAGCCUGGAGUGUAGAUGUGAUGCGGUUCUUCUUGGACCGGGGCUCAGACCUCAUGAGGUCGGAUCAGUUUGGAGUCACACCGCUGCACGUAGCCUCAGCGCUGGACUACCAGGACAUGGUCCAGCUGCUGCUGCUCAGGAAAGGUCUGAGCCUCACCCUCAUCCAGCAGGACAAGCAGACUCCUCUUCAUUACGCUGCUAAGAACGACGCAGUGAGCUCCAUCAGACUGCUGCUGCAGGCCGGAGCCUCCGUCAGCUGCACCGACUACAAGCUCAGGACCCCACUGCAGCUGGCUGCUAACCUGGAGCGCAGUGAAGCAGCUCGGGUGCUGUUGGAGUUGGGUGCUCAGGCUGGGAUCCAAGACUGUGACGGACAGCUGUGUAUAACCGCUCUGAUUGGUCGGAUGAGUCCAGUGGACUGGUGGCGGGUCCUCCUGGUGGUCCUGGCUCUGCUCCUGACCCUGGAGGAGGUGGUGAGGGAGGUGCAGGACAUCCGGCGCUCCAGGAAGAAGCUCCGCCUCUGGCAGCAGUGGGCGGAGCUUCGUGUCCGUGACGACCUGCGCUGCUCACAUCCCAUGUGGCCUCAGGAGAAAGUUUUCUUGUUGGAUCAACGAGAGAAAAUUCAGAAGAUGAGAGGAGGCUACAGCCAAGACCUGUGGAACAUCUUUGAUUGGUUGGUGUACACGCUGCUGGCGAUGGCGUUUGGCGUGCACGUGGCGGACGUGCUCCACCCGUCCGCGUCUCUUCGCACCGACAGCCUCCGUCUGUUCUCCGUCACCAUCAUCUUCCUCUGGCUGCGGCUCAUGAAGCACGUCAGAGCCUUCAGGUUAAUGGGUCCGUUCAUCGUCAUGUUGGGGAAGAUUGUCGGGGAUGUGAUGCGUUUCCUGUUCCUGUACGCUGAGAUCUUUAUUCCCUACGCCUGCGCCUUCUGGAUCAUAUUCGGAGGUGUGUUUCCCAGCAUGCACUCUGUCUCCGGCCUGCUGUACAGCCUGUACCGCAUCACCCUGGUGGACGAGUACGAGUACGACGCCAUGGUAACGGUGGACAGCGUCAUGGCUCCUCUGCUGUGUGGGACGUUCCUGGCAGCCUCCUCCAUCCUGUGUGUCAACCUGAUGAUCGCCCUGGUAACCGACACCUUCCAGAGAGUGUAUGAUAACUCCCAGGCGAACGCUGUGAUGCAGCAGGCCGCCGUCAUCCUGCAGGUGGAGGAGUCCAUUACAUCUACAGCCAGUGUGCGCCGCUGGCCGACGCCCACGACGGCCGUGAUGUCAUGA
Scomber japonicus (chub mackerel) is the source of this 1773-nucleotide messenger RNA. RefSeq names its product transient receptor potential channel pyrexia. Gene Ontology annotation, molecular function: calcium channel activity; protein binding. Gene Ontology annotation, biological process: calcium ion import across plasma membrane. NCBI's taxonomy places the organism in Eukaryota, Metazoa, Chordata, Actinopteri, Scombriformes, Scombridae. Gene Ontology annotation, cellular component: membrane. The record is from RefSeq and is a predicted model, not a curated record. The transcript has 14 exons. The coding region runs from base 1 to 1773 and encodes 590 amino acids.